UGUUGUUUUCAUGGGUGUUAAAAACUGACGGAAGUCUUAAUAAGUUUAUUAUCAAAAUAUUAUUAUUUCUCACUAAUUCAAAAGUAUUUGAAUAUCUCGUUGUUAAUUUCUCUCAUUUCUUUGCUAAGUACAGGUUUUUUUACCAAGGACCGAUGAGAAAAGUUAUUGAAACUUCUUUGGAUGAUUCAACUGGAUUUCCCCAAAAAAUGCAUAUACUUCAUAGAAAGCGUCAAAUAAUGCAGAAAAAAGCCCCUGGGAAUAUGAUAUAAUAAAUCUUGGUGAAUAAACAUCUUACAAAAUGGUACCAAUUCCAGCAGAGUAUAUGCCAGAUUUCUGGAAUCAGGUCUCCACAGAAUGCAUGAUCGAAUUAACAUGUUUACUACCUAAUGGAAUAAUAAUUCUACUUAGCGUUAAUUACAAUGCUACACUUGCUGAAAUCAAAGAGGAUCUGUGGGAGGAAGCGUCAAAGUUUCCUCUCUUCGGAAAACUUCACGACAUGUCGGUCUACAUAUUCACUUAUGUCAAUUCAAUGGCAGAGAGAGAAAAGCUCAUUGAUGAGACAAGAAAAUUAUGUGAUAUUCGACCAACUGGGGCCGUCCUGAUCAUCACAGAGUGUAGAGGAGAAAAAGCUGACGAUUCAAUAAAUAUUUCUAUUGGUCAUCUCAUAGGAAAACGUCUCCAGGAAUUUGAUGCACUGAAUAGCUCAGAAAUAAACGACUUCCGCUUUAAAAUGGCUAGAAUGGGAGAGGAAUUUGCUCAGGCCAGAUCAAAACAAACUUGGGUUGACCGUCUCUUUUACCAAUUUCCCCCAAGAAUAACAAAGAAUAGUUAUAUUCUUAAUGAAACUCUUAGCGAAAACAGGAAUAUAAACAUUUCAACAAAAUUUGACCACGAAUUGGACUUCAAUGAAAAACGAACUGAGAAGGAGAUCAUGCAAAGUUCCUUUACUUUCAACGUACCCCCCACCAUCAAUCCCAAGAAAUUACUCGAAAUGAUAUUAUAUAAAAGAGCUACGAUUAUGAAUACCAGGAACGAGAGGGUUAGUGAGUACGUUUUGAAAGUGAGUGGUCAAGAUGAGUUCCUUGUUGGAGACAACGAAAUUAUCGAAUACCAAUACAUUCAAGACUGCCUCACCAGGGAUAUCAUGCCUACUUUAGUUACCAUGCACGUUGAUAGAGUUCCAGUGUUUCAAUCUAAUGAUUAUGAAACUCUUGAUAUAUUUGAAAAUAAGACACGCUCAACCUCCUAUGGAUCUACAAAUACAUUGAGAAAGAAGAAAAAUAGUGUUUCAUCAUGGGAUGUUAAUGAAAAUUAUAUAGUUAAAGUUUGUACAGUUAGUAAAUUGAAUUGUGAUCCCAGAAAGGCACCAGAGAUCGGUAUACAGGCUGGAAUAUUUCACGGUGGAAAAUCUCUCUGCCAACCUAAGAGAACUAUUGACUGCGUUGUAGAUGAUAAGUGUGAAUGUAAAAUAAAUACUGAACUAGUCUUUGAUAUUCAAAUAUGUAAUAUUCCUAGAAACGCUAAGUUGUGUUUCGUGGUUUAUGAAGUAAAUAAAUAUAGUAAGGGAACUAAGACUAAGAAAACUAAAGAAUCUAGCAAGGAUAUAAACAACCCUCUAGCUUGGGCCAAUACCUCAGUAUACGAUUUUAAAAGUCAACUAAAAAGUGGUGCCAUGACUCUCUAUAUGUGGACCUAUGCUGAAGACAUGACAUCAGACGAUGUUCUUCAUCCCUUAGGCACAGUUGUUAGUAAUCCAAACACCGAAUAUUCCACCACAAUCACUUUAUUCAUUAAAAGUCGUCCAAGGGAUCAAAGUAUAAUUUUUCCAUCGAUAGAAACGAUGAUCGACUAUGCAAAUUUUAAAAAGGAAGAUCCAGAAGGAGAAAUGAGUGAGAAGACUGAAGAAGAAAUAGCAAAUUGCAGGAAGUUGUUGAACGAAGUCGAUAAUUUAUAUGAAGCUCACGAUCAGGAUCGCAAAAACAUUUGGGCUCUCAGGGAUUAUUGGAGAGAGAAAGAACCAGAAGUUCUACCAAACCUCCUUUAUUGUAUCGACUGGGAUAAAAGAGAAGUGGUCAGCCAAGUUGUCGCCAUGCUUAAAAACUGGCCCAAAUUAUCAGUGGAAAAGGCCCUUGAACUGCUCGAUUAUGCUUAUGCUGAUCAGGAAGUUAGAAAGUUUGCUGUGGAAUGCUUGAUGGACGUUAGCGACAGUGAUCUUCAGUUGUAUCUUCUUCAACUGGUGCAAGCUCUGAAACAUGAACUUUACUUGGAAUGCGAUUUAGUAAUUUUCUUGAUCAAAAGGGCGCUUACCAACCAGCAAAUAGGGCAUUUUCUUUUUUGGCAUCUCCGGUCGGAAAUGCAGGUUCCUGCUGUGUCAGUUCGCUUUGGUCUGAUCCUGGAAGCUUAUUGCAGGGGCUCUCAAGAGCACAUGGUGGCUCUGCAGAGACAGUUGGAAUGCCUAGAGAGAUUGAAAACAUGCAGUGAUCUGGUACGGCAAAAGAAAGACAAAGAUAAAGCCAAAUCGGCUCUCAGGAAAUAUCUUAAUGAAUCAAACACCGAAAUGUUACUGAAUCAUACUAGAAAUCCCCUAAACCCGAGUUAUAGGUGUUCAAGGAUAAGGCUAGAGAAAUGCCGAGUGAUGGACAGCAAAAUGAAGCCUUUGUGGAUUGUUUUUGAGAAUUCUGACACUUAUGGGGAGGACGUGUACAUUAUUUUUAAAAAUGGGGAUGAUCUUCGGCAAGAUAUGUUAACUUUGCAAAUGAUUCGAAUCAUGGAUAGGUUAUGGAAAAGAGAGGGUUUGGAUUUGAGGAUGAAUCCUUAUGGUUGCAUAUCAUUAGAGCAUCGUGUAGGAAUGAUUGAGGUAGUUUUGAAUGCUGAUACCAUUGCCAACAUCCAGAAGGAAAAGGGGAUGUUCACUGCCACAGCUGCGUUCAGAAAAGGUCCAAUAUUAGCUUGGUUGAAAGAUUAUAAUACUUCUGAAGCUGCCUUGAAUAAAGCUGUGAACGAAUUCACUUUAUCCUGUGCAGGAUAUUGUGUAGCAACUUAUGUAUUAGGAAUUGCCGACAGGCAUUCUGACAACAUCAUGGUCAAAGAAAAUGGCCAAUUGUUCCACGUUGAUUUUGGUCAUAUUUUGGGUCACUUUAAAGAGAAGUUUGGCUUCAAAAGGGAACGUGUUCCCUUCGUUUUGACUCACGAUUUCGUCUAUGUGAUCAAUAAAGGACAGAACUCAAAAGCGUUGGAAUUUAAAAUUUUUCAAGAAUACUGCGAGAAGGCGUUUAUGAUUUUGAGGAAGCAUGGUAACUUGUUCAUAUCACUUUUUGCUAUGAUGAUUUCCACAGGUCUUCCAGAGUUGACUUCUGAAAAAGAUCUGAAUUAUCUGAGAGAUACCUUGGUUAUGAAUAAAACAGAAGAAGAAGCCUUACAACAUUUUAGGUCUAAAUUUGAUGAAGCCCUUUCGAAUUCAUGGAAGACAUCAGUAAACUGGGCUACACACAACAUAGCAAAAAACAAUAAAGCAUAGUCGUAGUUUUCCUGAUUUUUUUUUUGUUUGCAUUGCCAAGCUGAUAUAUUUGAAGUGCCAACUUGUAAUAGAAUAUAAGGACCUAUUUAUACAAUGACAAUGAUAAGAAAUCUAGGAUAUUUGUAAAUAAAACUCACUGUUUUCGA
Messenger RNA from Leptinotarsa decemlineata (Colorado potato beetle), 3663 nucleotides. RefSeq names its product Phosphatidylinositol 3-kinase 92E (gene Pi3K92E). Gene Ontology annotation, cellular component: phosphatidylinositol 3-kinase complex; cytoplasm; plasma membrane. Lineage: Eukaryota; Metazoa; Arthropoda; Insecta; Coleoptera; Chrysomelidae. The record is from RefSeq and is a predicted model, not a curated record. Gene Ontology annotation, biological process: phosphatidylinositol 3-kinase/protein kinase B signal transduction; phosphatidylinositol-mediated signaling; phosphatidylinositol-3-phosphate biosynthetic process. Gene Ontology annotation, molecular function: 1-phosphatidylinositol-3-kinase activity; 1-phosphatidylinositol-4-phosphate 3-kinase activity.